Molecule: messenger RNA, 6063 nt
Organism: Pelodiscus sinensis (Chinese soft-shelled turtle)
Lineage: Eukaryota; Metazoa; Chordata; Testudines; Trionychidae
Gene: RIPOR2
Product: RHO family interacting cell polarization regulator 2
Source: RefSeq, a predicted model, not a curated record
GAAAUCGCCUCCUUGUAGCCUAGAAACUAAUUCAAGCAUUCAGCUUGGUAGCAGCUACUUCACUGAGCUGUGGCCACGAUGCAGCACCUAAAGGAAGAUCUGACUACUCAUGAAGAAUCAGAUGAUGUCUUCUGUGAAGGAAUAUCUUCCAGGCUGCCGGAAAUCAUGUCAGUAGGAUCACAUUCGUUCUCCCCAGGUGGUCCCAAUGGGAUUAUUAGAAGUCAAUCCUUCGCUGGCUUCAGCGGUCUCCAAGAAAGACGAUCUAGGUGUAACUCUUUUGUUGAAAAUUCCUCGGGCCUUAAGAAACCCCAAACAAAGGUGAAGAAGGCGCACAAUUUGGGACAUAAGAACAGCAGUGCCUCCAAAGAGCCCCAGCCUAAAAGGAUGGAAGAGGUCUACAGGGCCUUAAAGAAUGGAUUGGACGAGUAUCUGGAAGUUCACCAGACAGAGCUGGAUAAGUUAACUGCUCAGUUAAAAGACAUGAAAAGAAAUUCACGGCUGGGUGUGCUGUAUGAUCUAGACAAGCAAAUCAAAGCAAUUGAAAGAUAUAUGAGAAGGCUGGAGUUCCACAUUAGUAAGGUGGAUGAGCUGUACGAAGCCUAUUGUAUCCAAAGACGUCUUUGUGACGGCGCCAACAAAAUGAAGCAAGCAUUUGCAAUGUCGCCUGCCAGCAAAGCAGCUCGAGAGAGUUUGUCGGAAAUCAACAGAAGUUUCAAGGAAUACACGGAGAAUAUGUGUACCAUUGAAUCAGAGCUGGAAAACCUAUUGGGGGAGUUUUGCAUCAAGAUGAAAGGUCUGGCUGGUUUUGCUCGUCUUUGUCCUGGAGAUCAAUAUGAGAUUUUCAUGAGGUAUGGCCGCCAGCGAUGGAAAUUGAAAGGCAAAAUUGAAGUGAAUGGCAAGCAAAGCUGGGACGGAGAAGAAGUGGUUUUCCUUCCUCUUAUUGUUGGGCUGAUCUCCAUUAAGGUCACAGAAGUUAAAGGACUUGCCACUCACAUUCUAGUGGGAAGCGUUACCUGUGAGACAAAGGACUUGUUUGCAGCUCGGCCCCAGGCGGUUGCUGUUGACAUUAAUGAUCUUGGCACUAUAAAGCUGAACCUUGAAAUCACCUGGUACCCAUUUGAUGUUGAGGACUUGACCCCAUCCACAGGCAAUGUGAACAAAGCAUCUGCUCUCCAAAGAAGGAUGUCCAUGUAUAGCCAAGGCACCCCAGAAACUCCUGUCUUCAAGGAUCACUCAUUCUUUUCCAAUUCGCCAGACGGUCUCUUUGAAAAUGGGAUGGCAGCCAAUGAGAAAAAACCAGUAUCUUUCAGUUUUGGCGAUAUACCCAAUGGAGAUUGUUCUCCUCAAUCCAGCACAGUCAAUUCAGUCUCUACUCUUGACCCUUCUAGUCCUGAAAUUACUGUCAUACCUCCAGAGCACAAAUCCUCAACGAUGGAUACUUCCAGCACAAACUCAUCCCUGGACUCUACACCUGAGUCAAAAGACUUGAAGUCAGAGCCAGAGCACACACCAGUAAAUGAGAACAAGAAAAGUUCCAGAGUAACCUCUGAAGUUCAUCAAAAGCCUCCUGGCCCUGGGAGCAAUAACCUAUUUAUAGAUUCUAGGGUGCCUGUCUCACUUCUACAGGACACAGAUGAAGUGUCAGAGCUGAAACCAGUGGAACUGGAUACCUAUGAAGGCAACAUCACCAAACAGCUGGUAAAAAGGCUCACCUCAGCAGAGGCUCCAAUGACACCCGAAAGGCUGCAAUGUGAGGGAUCAAUAAGUGGCGAAUCAGAAGGAUAUAGGUCUUAUUUAGAUGGAAGCAUAGACGAUGCCUUUCAGGGGCUUCUCCUAACACUUGAGCCACAUAAAGAACAGUACAAAGAAUUCCAGGACCUGGACCAAGAGGUGAUGCGUCUGGAUGAUAUUCUAAAAUGCAAGCCACCAGUAAACGGAAGCAGGUCCUCCAGUUUCAGUCUAACAGUUGAAAGUGCUUUAGAAAGCUUUGAUUUCCUGAACACCUCUGACUUUGAUGAGGAGGAUGGUGGAGGUGAUGAGGUUUGUAAUGGUGGAGGAGGAGGUGCUGACUCAGUAUUUUCAGACACUGAGCCCGAGAAGACUAGUUACAGAUCAGAGCACUCAGAAGCCAGAGGGCACCUCAGUGAAGCUUUGACUGAAGACACAGGAGUUGGGACCAGUGUAGCUGGAAGUCCUCUGCCACUGACCACAGGGAAUGAGAGUCUUGAUAUCACCAUAGUUAAGCAUUUGCAGUAUUGUACACAGCUCAUUCAGCAAAUUGUGUUCUCCGGUAAAACUCCAUUCGUUGUAAGAAACCUCCUGGAUAAGCUGUCCAAGCAGGUUGUAAUAGUAGGAAACCUGGCAGAAAUCAGCAGUGAGAAUAUGGGCAACAUCAUUUCUGUAACUGAAGCAAUUCCAGAAUUUCAUAAAAAGCUCUCACUGCUGUCUUUCUGGUCUAAGUGCACUGGUCCUACAGGAGCAUAUCAUACCUCAGCAGACAAAAUGAUAAAGCAGCUGGAUGUCUCUUUUGCCACAGCUGUGAAUGAAGAGUGCCCAGGACUUGCAGAAACAGUAUUUAGAACCCUGGUGUCUCAGAUCCUCGACCGAACGGAGCCAGUCCUCUCCUCCAGUCUGUCCUCUGAAAUCCUCACAGUUUUUCAGUAUUACAAUUAUUUUGCCAGCAACAGCAUUAGCGACCUUGGAAGCUAUUUGUUGCAACUUGCAAAAGAAGCCUCAGUGGUUGAGAAGCUGCAGACAUUAAGAGAUGAAAAACUGCUACAGAAUAUCUCUGAGCUAACCUCCAGCAGUCCUGCUUUACUUCUGACAGAAAAUAAAAAUGAAGUUGGCGAGGCUGUGACAUCACUCUUGUUAGCUUCAGCAGAAAACAAGCAUUUCAGGGAGAAGGCUUUAAUUUACUACUGUGAAGUACUAACACAGCCUGACCUCCACCUACAGAAAGCAGCUUGCAUGGCACUGAAAUGCCUUCAGGCUACUGAAAGUAUUAAAAUGCUGGUCAUGCUCUGUCAAUCCGACAAUGAAGAAAUCAGAAAAAUAGCAUCUGAAACCCUUCUCUCUCUUGGUGAGGAAGGGCGACUAGCAUAUGAACAGCUGGAUAAAUUCCCUCGGGAAUUUGUUAAAGUUGGAGGCCGUCGGGGGACAGAAGUUGCCACUGCUUUUUAGACACAAGAUACUCUACGUAACCGUUAACAAUCAUUACAACUAUGUUCACAUUAACUGGGAUGGUGCUGUAAUUUAACUGCUUUAAAAACAAAAAAACAAAAAAUUGAAGAAUGGUAAAGCGUGUCCUGAAAGUUAGCAACUAAUAGACUUUUUAAGGGGGAAAAAAACAAGAGUGUAAACUCAGUUGAGUUCCUAUUGGCUUUUCUUCUUAACUUAUGAUGGAACAGUUAUUUUUAUUGAAGAUAGUGCUUUGAUGGCUGGCUUCAGAGUAAGUGAUGUAAUUGCAGUAAAUCAGUCACUCAGUAAAUUUAUAUUUUAGAAUUCAGCAUCUUAAUAUUUUUACACAAUUUUGCACUUCUUUUAGUGAGGUUGUUCUGUACGCUUGAGCGGUGAUGCUGCAUUUAAAAAAGGAAAGUAGGAAGCAAACCAAUUAGGACUACAAAACAACUUACUCUCCAUGCGGCGCUCAGAGUUGGAUGCCUUGCAGGAUUCCUAGCAGCAUGGACUGAGACUCAACUACCCAGAUUUAUUUUAAUGAUGAAAUAUAGAUUACCAAGUUUUGCCUGUAGAAACAAUCCCAGGAGCUGUUAUUUCAUUGACUCAUUUUAAAUGCCUCUGCUGGUCUUCUAUUUUCUCCCUCUCACCUCCAGUAAUGAACUAUGAUUAAUCCCGGGAUUUUCUUGUGCUAUCAAGCAAUUGCGUAGGUUUUAUAGAAAUAAAUGGAAGGCUAAAUAUGCUCAUUGUUCAAAAAGAAAAAGUGACUAUAAUGCAAUUAAUUGCAUGAACCCCUGAAGCCAUUUUUGUUUCCUAGGUUACAGGAAGGAGUGGGAUCCAUGCACUCUGGUUAGUGUAUAACAGCUUGCUAGAGAGUAAUUUCAGUAUAAAGAAUUCAAGCAAACUAAAGAGGACCUUGGAGCUGUUAAAGACAGAGUGCAAAUAAAAAAUUUCCUCCCACCCAACUCCCAAGUAUAAAAGACUUAAGUGCUUCAAGCUAUUGAUUAUAGCCCUUAAAUUAACAGAUGAGGUGAGUGUAAUUUAACAGAAGGGCAUUCUUGUCCUGCAGUACCUCUGACAUGAAAUACUACUUCGAUGUUAAUUAAAACAUCCAGCUUCUGAUGAACUAUUCAGAAAAGGAUCACAAAUAAAUAGUUCACUUCAAAAAGAAGCCUCGUGCGCCAAAUACAUUGGCAGACAGUUUAUCUGACUGUGAAUGUUACCAACAAUGUACAUAUAGCUGUAUAUUUAUAAAUAUUAUGUAUAUUCUUCCUUUAAUUAAAAAGGUACAUUUGUACAGUCUAAAAGAUGUACUUGUUUACUGAAGGAAAUAGGCUCUUUUUUACAGAAGGCUAAAUAGCUAUGUCAUGGUUUUUAUAUUUCAUCUACUGCAUGAGCGGAUUCACCCAUCAUAUUCUUUUGUUCUGACAUCUGCUUAUUUUUUGCCUUCCAGUUUUGUGGCAUGUUUACUCAUAUUCCUGAUCACAUUUAAGUUAUAAUAAAGAAUAUUUGUAAUCACUUAAACACAUUGGUCCAAACUAUAAAAUGUGUGUGCUCAACCUUCUCCGCUGUGGGGACUAAAAAAUCUUAACGCACAUCUUUCAGGCUUUUGUCUACAGAGGAAAUUGCAUUCCAGCACCAGCUAUCAGUGGCCACUAAUCACUGUAGCUGUCGCAGGGCAAAGCCCAUCAUCCAUUGUGGAGAAGAAAAGGCUCAGUUCUCAAUGGUGGAACUCUCUUCAGGCUGGCACUGGGGCAAAUCCCUCAAAUAUAUAGUAAGGUCUUUGUUUACUACUUAUGGCAGCCCCCUUUGUGCAGUAGGACAGUUCCCAGGAAAUAAUCUGCAAGUAGAGAUUCACCAUUGUUCUGAUGUUCUAAGUACAAAGGUACUUCACAAGAACAUCUGGGAAAGGGGUUAAUACUGGGCAUCCCUACUAUAAGUCACCCCAGUAUACAACCAUUCUGCACUAAAGUCAUUGACGCUUGUAGGAAUUGAUGUGUUAAGUCCUCCCCAUUCUCUGCUCUUAAGUUGCACCAAAAAACCCCAAUCAAUUUGUGCAAAUUGGAAAUCAGCCACGGGAAAAAAAAUCCCCCCCUUUAAGUUGUUUUGCUGUAAGUACAAGUGUUUUGGAAUGUAUCUUGGGUUUAUAGCAAGGGUGGCCUGUAGUUCUGUUUUGACAGGUCUGUCUCCAAUACAAAAUUAAGACAACUUUGAAAGGUCUAGUCAAAUAACUAUGCUAUCCACUACUUUCCAAUUAGCAUAGCCAAGGAUAAGUCCUGUUCAGCAUCAUGUCAGCUAAUCAUGGUUAAGCCUGUUUGGUGCAAUAUACUCUGAUUUUCAUUACAUUCAAGAGACCUGUAGAAAACACCAGCAGUACAGGAAUAAGCUCUUGGAAACAUGUGACUAGGCCCCAGAUGCUGUUAAUUUAUACUCUUACACAACAUGGUGGCAGAUAUGCUGUACUGCAGUUUUUCAUGGAAUUAAAAACAGCAAUGAUAGCUUGGGUUUUUUCCCCCCCUUUUGCUCUUACAUGGGCGACUAGUUUUGUAGCUCUAACUUUCUGUAGUCCAGGAGAAGUUGUAAACAGAUAGUUUUAGAUCAAUAAAACUAACACACAUACAAAAAAGGCAGGAAAAAUGAAGGGAAGAAAAAUCAGACUGUACUGGUGGAGAGGCAUGAUUAGCUGAAGUCAAAGAAAGGUGGAGCUGACGUCUUAUGUUUAUCGCCAGUACCCACCACCUGCACAAGACAUCACUAGCCAGGUUUAUUUAAGGUGUAGAGAUUUUUCCACAACACUAGAUCUGGGGAGGAGAAGGAGGAACAAUCAUUAUGUAAUGAGUAUUACCUGAAUUUCUGCAAAGCAAAAUGAGAAAUUAUUUUAAAUUAUGU